UGCUUCGUCUGGCCGCUGUGCCUUUAAACGGCGAAGCCCGGUCUGCUGGUGGGAUGGUGUUAGUUUGGAGCCGAAGAGAUGAGAGGAAGUUGCGCAGCCCGGACCGGGCGCUGGAAUAAAAGCUGCGCGAGUGAUUGAAAGUGAUGGUGAAGCGGAUUUGGCAUCAGCGCCGUAUUAACUUGGAGGGAGAGCGAGCGAGUGAGAAAUAGAGAGAGAGGGAGAGAGAGAGAGAGAGAGAGAGAGAGAGAGCGAGCGAGGGAGGGAGGAGGAAAGGGAACAUGUAGAGAGGGGGAGGGAGGCGCUCCAUAAAGCUGCUGUUAUCUGCCCUUGAGCGUGCAGGGCAAAGCCGAGUCGCCGAAACGAGCGGAAAGUCAGCGGGGCGCUCCCCCUUGUCGCCCAUCCUGUCAUUCAAAAAGUAACCUGCCGACAGCGACAAAGGGCCGGUCCGAACCGAAGCGCCAACGAGCGGAGAGCCGCCAGCGGAUUUGGGAGGCGCCGCAAGUUAUUGAGAGCAGCGUCUGUUAAAAAAAAAAGGAUUACUGAUCCGGGAGAGAUAAAGAAGGUCCGGGAGAAAGAUGGAGCACCGCACACAUGCAGCUUUUCUUGAAGACCCGGAAGGAUCGGCGCUGAAGCGGCUUGAAGUUGCACUCCUCCGUGUCAUUUUCACUGGGAAUAUAAACGCGCUGAUGGGGGCAGACAGCCGGUAAGAGGGCGGGCUGUUUCAACGCUUGUUACGUUUUCGCCCGGUUUGCACCUGAAGGGAAAUCGUUGUCUGUGUGAACGGCCGCCUUGGAAAAGUGGAUUUAUUGUAACUGCUGAAGAGAUCGUGGAGGGUCGUUUUCAGCAAUAAGCGAGCACUUUUACUGCUGGACUUCUAAUUGUUUCUAAGGGACGAGGCAGGACCCCGUGCGUUUGUCAUGACACCUGAAGAGUCCUGCUGCGGCCCGGCCGAGUUCUUCAUUUCAUGUCCGAUGACAGUCCUCGGCUGAAUUCAUGACACACGACAAUCUAUCGUGACAGGCACCCUGUAAUCGCCUUCUGCGCUACUUCUGCGGUGACACAUGACAAUCCGAGUUUGAAGUCCUGCUGGCGUGACGCAUGAGCAGCCGCAGCUAGUAGCGUCCAUGCGGAUCCGGCUGGAGACCCCACCUUCCGGACCCUCGGACCAUGUGUGUGGACCCCGCGAUGGCCGUGCUCGUGCUGGCCGCCCUCGUUGUGCAGUGCGCCGCCCUGACACGGGGACAGUACGACAUCUGCAAGUCACUGGUCAGCACGGACGACGGCCCGACCUGGGAGUUUUACGCGUGUCAGCCCAAGCCGAUGUCCAUGAAGGAGUACAUGAAAGUCAAAGUGGAGCCCCCCGGGAUCACCUGCGGAGACCCUCCGGAGAGAUUCUGCACCCUGGAAAACCCGUACCUGUGCAGUGACGAGUGUGAUGCCGCCAAUCCCGACCUGGCACAUCCACCUAAGCUGAUGCAUGACAAGGAGAAAAACGGCCUGCUGACCUACUGGCAGACGGUGACGUGGAGUCGCUUCCCCGAGCCCCUGUUGGCCAACAUUUCACUUUCUUGGAAUAAGAGCAUCGAGCUGACAGAUGACAUCCUGAUCACGUUUGAGUACGGCCGGCCCACCAUCAUGGUGCUGGACAAGUCCUUGGACUAUGGACGGACAUGGCAGCCGUACCAGUUCUACGCCGACGACUGCAUGGACGCUUUUGGCAUGCCGUCCAAGAGAGUCCAGGAGCUCUCGGCCACCAACGUAACCCGGGUCAUCUGCACGGAGGAGUACUCCCGCUGGGUGGGCUCCAAGAAUGAGAAGAACGUGCGCUUCGAGGUGCGGGACCGUUUUGCCAUCUUCGCUGGGCCUCACCUGCGGAACAUGGACAGCCUUUACACCCGCAUGGAGAGCAUGAAAGGGCUGAAGGACUUCUUCACCUUGACCAACCUCCGGCUGCGGCUCCUGCGCCCAGCACUGGGUGGCACCUACGUGCAGCGCGAGAACCUCUACAAAUAUUUCUACGCCAUUUCAAACAUUGAAGUCUCAGGAAGGUGUAAAUGCAACCUCCAUGCCAGCCAAUGCACAUUCAAAGAUGGCAGCCUGCAGUGCGAGUGCGAGCACAACACCACGGGACAGGACUGCGGACGGUGCAAGAAGAGUUUCCGAGCCAAAUCCUGGAGACCGGGGUCUUACUUACCAUCGCCCAACGGAUCACCCAACACCUGUGCGGCUGCUGGAUCGGCGCUGGGCAACUGCGAGUGUAACGGCCACUCGAACCGCUGCAGUUACAUCGACUUUCUCAACAUCGUGACGUGCGUCAGCUGCAAACACAACACUAGGGGGCAGCACUGUCAGCACUGCCGCCUGGGAUACUUCCGGAAUCUGUCCGCCGAGCUCGACGACGAGAACGUGUGUAUAGAGUGUAACUGUAACCAGAUGGGCUCCGUCCACGACCGCUGCAACGAGACGGGCUACUGUGAGUGUAAAGAUGGCGCGACCGGCCCGAAAUGCGAGGACUGCCUGCCCGGAUACUACUGGAAGCAGGGCUGCUACCCCAACGUCUGUGACGAUGGGCUCUUGCUUUGCCUCAAUGGAGGGACCUGCUACCAAAACCAGAGGUGCGUGUGUCCGGCGGGAUUCAAGGGGGUCCUGUGCGAGCAGCCCAAGUGCAAUUCAGAGGAGGGCGACUGCGACACCGCCGCCCCGUCCUCGUACCUCAGCCUGGCCGUCCUCGCCGGGGGCCUGCUGCUCCACUGGCUGCACUGAGGCGCCGACGGGCCAAGACCCCCAGACCUGAAGGGAACGGGCGGUGAGGGAAAGACGAACGCUGCCACGAGACGGGCGGCCGAAGGUCCACAGGAGGGGACGAGAAGAAGAGCGCCACCCGCUCACUUUUGGGAUUGUGGCCCCAGACUUUGAUACCAAAAAGCAAACUGGCACUCGCUCAGAGACGCGCCCUUGUAGUCCAUGCCCACGUUAGGAUGCACCUGCCCAUGAUAUCAUUUUAUUUGUUUUGAACUCCGAAAGAUUCAAUCGCUGCGCCCGCUGCCACUUCUGUAUCGCUCUAGAGAACAUAGACAGCCACGCAGACGUCAGUCGACCGAGACCCUCAGACCCCCGUCGCCGGCUCCAGGGCCCGAGUGCGCAUCAGGUAGCCCACCUGUGAACACAUGCUGUGGAGGACGGAGCGGCGGCAGCGGAGUCACCGAAACAAACCGACGAUGACAAUAAUGACAAUAAUGACAACAGCGUACGUACACUGCAGCACUGUUGGAAUAUUCUUUUGUAGAAAUCAUUAUUUUUGUUUGGAGUAAAUGUUAUCAUUUAAAAUCUACAAAUAAAUUCCAGAUGUGCAUUUUAA
Messenger RNA from Erpetoichthys calabaricus (reedfish), 3358 nucleotides. RefSeq names its product netrin g2b (gene ntng2b). The record is from RefSeq and is a predicted model, not a curated record. Bases 1168 to 2763 code for a protein of 531 amino acids. Lineage: Eukaryota; Metazoa; Chordata; Cladistia; Polypteriformes; Polypteridae. The transcript is spliced from 8 exons.